Molecule: messenger RNA, 1703 nt
Organism: Drosophila subobscura
Lineage: Eukaryota; Metazoa; Arthropoda; Insecta; Diptera; Drosophilidae
Gene: Coop
Exons: 2
Coding region: 131-1453 (440 amino acids)
Biological process (GO): regulation of transcription by RNA polymerase II
Cellular component (GO): nucleus; transcription regulator complex
Molecular function (GO): DNA binding
Source: RefSeq, a predicted model, not a curated record
GGAGGUGAUUGGCUUUGGCUGGGUGGGAGUUGACGGAGCAGAGCACAUUGGAUUCGCUACGGCCUUACAUCAGUGUAUACGACAGCGCAAGUUAACAACCGUAAAGCGCAGCGAGCCGCCGCGAGCUGCCAUGCCAGCGGAAGCUUUACAUCCGGACAAUAUUGCUGAUGCCAGUUUGCGGCAAAGCCUGUUGCUGUGCGCCCGUUCUGCCUGCGCUCUCUUCUCGGUUUUCUUUGGACUCGCCUUCGCCAUUGCCAGUGCCUCGCCUGAGAGCCAAAAGGCACGGCACGUAAACUGGUUGGACCGUACCCGUAUUUUUCAGUUUUCAGUGCUGUUUCUGCGCUUGAGCUGCGUGCGUCGCUUCUCGACUCGUCGUCGCAGUAUGGAGGCAGCUUACAACAAUGCGUCAUCAUCUUCGGCCUCGCCGCCCGCGUUCUCCUCCUCUUUCGCCUUCACGAACACCGCCAAGUUGCCAAUAGAGACGGUGAAGCGUCUCAUUGCGGCAGUCUCUCGCCGCCCAAUGCUUUGGUUGCGAAAUAACGUCAGUGGCCAAAAGCGCAGCGACAUUACGCCAAUUUGGUUUGAGGUUGGCCAGGAUGUGAACUUACCAGCUGACAUUUGCCGGAUCAAGUGGGGCCAUCUCAGGGACAACUUUCGGAAGGUGUACAUUCGAAACAAUCUGUCCAACGAAACACCGUCGACCUGGCGCUUCUACAAUGACAUGCGGUUCAUGGAGCACGCCGUACACGAGAACAUCAUGCGGCAGACACGCAGCAGCAGUAAGAAGCACCCGCCAGGACACUGGACGGAAAACAACAAUAUAAUGGACGAGAAAUAUGACGGACCCGCCGUGGCUACUGAGCCCAUUUGUGAACUGAGCGAUAGCUACGACUCGGAGCUCCACCAGCCCAGCUUCUCCGACAUCAGCUCCUUCUUCGAGGACCGAGACUGCCUGCCAGCUCAGCCUCCGGAAUCAAAGCGAAUCAAACUGGAGCCCAGUCCCGCCGAAGAAGAGGAUGACGACGACUUUGACGAGGAUGCGGCCUCGGAGAACGAGGAGGAACGCACAAAACGCAGCGAGGCGGUUAACACACCGGACCCGAGUCUGUUCACCAUUGAAGUGCUGGACGACGAUGAGGAGGAACUGGAGCGGUCCAGCUCCAAUGUCAAAUGCAAGACUAAUGAUACCUCCAUCAAUAGCCAGAGAAGUGAGCCCGAUGUCAAACCGUCGCUAUCCCAGUCCCAGUCCCCGACAUCCGAUUUACCCUUUAAGUACAUAAGCAUGGAUGCAGCCACCAACACCGAGUCCUCUCUGGCAGAGCUACAGGACGAUGCCGAUCGAAUGUUUCUUCUCAGCCUGAUGCCCUUCCUGCAGAAGCUGGACGAGCGGCGGAAGCUGCGUGUGCGCCAGAAGCUCCAAAAUGUCCUCAUCGAAGAGUUAGAGUUUGGCUAAUCCUAGUCUUCUUCAUUAGCCUGGCUCUGUACAUUUUAAGCUUAGCUUACAGUAUUAUAAGCACGCGACUGACUAACCCUGUGGAUCUGCAUUCAUACUUAGCAUGUAACCAGUACUCCUGCCCUCCAUUUAAGACACCUUCACGCAGAUACACCAUAUGUACACUUAAUGUACUAAAAUUCAUAGACCCGUAUUAUUUGUACUUUUACAGGCGAACAGAAAAUAUACAAACGUUCAGCAAAGCGAUAGA